This is a messenger RNA of Pocillopora meandrina, 4304 nucleotides long. Lineage: Eukaryota; Metazoa; Cnidaria; Anthozoa; Scleractinia; Pocilloporidae. The record is from the annotation of a GenBank genome assembly.
AUGGCGACGAAGAUGUCUCGAAAACUGUUCUCUUCUCUUAUCUCUUCAAAAAGUUCUUUUUACGGCCUUUUACCGAGGUCGAGAAUUGAUAAAUGUAUACCACUGAGGAGACAUGUGGCCAGUCUUGCUCGACUUCCCGAAACGCAUGAAAUGUUGAGAAAAACUUGUCGAGAUUUUGCAGACAACGAACUUAUACCCAUUGCCGGUAAUCUGGAUAAAGAUCAUAGAUACCCUACAGAACAGGUAGAGUUAUUUUAUCUUAAAUUUAUAAAGGAAAAACUCAAUUUUAAUUUUAAACAUCUACUCUCAAUGGUGUACGAUGCAAACUGUAGUUUGGCAUUGCACCAUACGUCAUGGAAAUGAAAUUUAAAUUUUUUUCCUUUGAAGACCUCGUUAAGUAAAGACCGUAAAGGUACGAGGCUACUAUUUGAAGAAUUCAUGCGAAAAUCUGUCUCUUGCCACUAUAAUUUGAACUUUGCUUUGGAUGAAAAUGCACAUUUUCUCAAUGGUUUUAACUCAUGAGAUGGUUGCGUAACAGAUUGCGUAAGUUAAAUAGACUUACUAGUGGUCGAUUAUGUAAAUUGUAUAUAAGAAGAGGUAUGUAGCAGGGACAUGUCUCACCAAACUGUUGCCACAUUAGUACCAUAUUUUAAUUUUUUGUAUUCAGUCAGUCAAUUGGAAACUCAGCAUAGUAUCAUUCCUCCCCCCCCCACACUCCCUCUCCCCUCCCCCUCCCCCACCCCCUCCCAUUUUCCUUACUCCUAUCCCCUCCUCUCUCCUGCCCAACUUUAAAUAAGAUAUGAAACCAUGGCUCUAAAAAUAAUAGUCCAAUAAGAUUUGUCCACUUAUCAUUAAAUCUCUCUUUCAUAGGUCAAACAGAUUGGGGAACUUGGUCUUCUCUCAAUGGAAGUUCCUGAAUCAUUAGGAGGGUCAGGACUGGAUUAUCUGGCGUAUUCUAUAGCAAUGGAGGAGAUCAGUCGUGGCUGUGCAUCCACAGGGGUUAUCAUGAGUGUAAAUAAUGUAUGUAUGAUACGUAAUGUGUAAAACAAGGUAUUUUUGGGCCAGUUAUAUCAUCCAUAGGUUAUAUAAUAUUAUGCAAAGAGUGCAAUUUACUCUGGAUUGAGAGAUGGGGUUUUAAUCAACUUGGUAAUGUUUAUAAUUUUUUUUUGUUGGAUAAAAUUGAUGGGAACUACCACAUUGACACCACAACCUUGGAAAUUACUAGUAACAGUCACAUCACAACUAGAAUAACUGACAAUGUGUUAACAGUUUUAUUAAGUUAGAAUUCUUGUUUCAUCUGGUGAAUUGUAUCACAGUAUUUUAAUGAGAGCUAAAGGGAAAUCAAUUGUGGUUUGUUAUUUUUCAGUCCCUUUAUCUUGGUCCUAUUCUUAAAUAUGGGACAGAGGAACAAAAGAAGAAGUGGAUUACACCUUUCUGCUCUGGAGAAAGAGUUGGCUGUUUUGCUCUCAGUGAACCAGGUAUUUAUUUUAAGAAUUAAUGGAUGUGUGAAAUAACUGUAAUGUUACUUUAAUCAAAAUGUUUUACACUCUCAGAAAACUCUCUUUAUUGUUAUAUUCCAUGGGAAGCAACAACUGGUUAGAACAGCAAGAUAGGCACUCAUCAUGGUAUAGUAUUUAUUUGUGAGUGGUAAGUAAUAGUUUGGGAUCACAUGAUUGUUCGGGUGGGUGUGGUUAAUAUGAGAGGAACUGUAGACCACUUGAGUGGAAGUCAUCAUCACUUACUUGACUCUGAUGAUGAAUACUGCUCAGGUUGUUGAAUGUCAGUCACCACUACAAACAACAGUCCUUCUCAGGACUACACUCACCUGGAUGACCAGACUACACUAUCACAUGUUACCCCUGGGUUCAAACCAUUAACUCUUUGGAAUUUGUUGGACUCAGAUAACUAAGUUUUGUCUUGAUUGAAUUUCCAGACAAUGGUAGUGAUGCUGGUGCUGCUAAGACCACUGCCUACUUAGAAGGAGAUCAUUGGGUUUUAAAUGGAACAAAGGCCUGGAUCACUAAUGGUUAUGAAUCUGAAGCAGCAGUAGUGUUUGCCACAACAGAUAAAUCAAAGAAACACAAGGGAAUCAGUGCAUUCAUUGUACCCAAACCUACUGAGGGGCUGAGUCUUGGAAAGAAAGAGGACAAGUUGGGAAUAAGAGCCUCUUCUACUUGUUUACUUAUUUUUGAAAACUGCCUCAUUCCAAAGGAAAAUCUUCUUGGAGAACUUGGAGCAGGAUUCAAGAUAGCAAUGGUUAGAAUGUUCUUCUAAUUAAAGGAUUUGAUUUUCGUUUGCUUAUAUAAUAUUUAAUUUAAAAGAUACAAUAUUUUCUUUGUAAUGGAAAAUUCAACUAACUCUUGAUCCAAAAGUAUGUGCCCUUAUUGAUCAGUUAUCUUGAAAUAUUUAAAGACAGACCAAAGGCAGUAAAAUGUUUGCCAAGCCUUUUUCUAUGACUCGCUCUUAAAUUUGGCAAUCUAAGAAUGUACUCCCACCCAUUCCUUUACCUUUAACCCCUAAGAGUGACUGGCUUCAAACUUCUCCGUGCAUUAUCACCCUGAUAUUAAAUGUAUAUGUUCUGAGAUUAAUGGAAAUAUUCACCAAUUUAAGAAGCUCAUGGUUGUCAAACAAAUUCUCCAUGUCAUCACCACAGGAAAUAUAGAGAAAUCAGUGAUAAUAUGAAUACUUAUAAUAGGGUGUUAUGGGGGUUAAAACAGUUUUCUGUACAGAAAGUGUUUUAUAUAUAUAUAUAUAUAUAUAUAUAUAUAUGUCAAUACACAGACUUCCUAUAUUAUAUAUAAUUAAGUUAGACAUGUAUGUGCUCAAUUAUAGGCCACACUUGAUGCAGGUCGUAUUGGUAUUGCAGGGCAAGCAUUAGGAAUAGCCCAGGUAAUAAUACUGCACAUGUAUAUCACUUACCUAGCACGCAUAGUUUUUGUUUUCAUGAUAAGUAAUAGAGUAACUAAUUAAGUGAAGAUGCUGACGACUCAAUCAGAGUUUUAAGCUUGGAAUUUGCUGUCUGUUUAGUAUAGCAUGAAAAGUUUAUAACAUUAAGUAACAUAAGGUAAUUAAAGCAACUGUCUUGGCACUGAUCAAAGAACUUAUCUGGUUUUUUAGGCUGCAUUAGAAUGUGCAAUUGACUAUGCUCAAAAAAGGAGUGCCUUUGGACAGCCAAUUGCAAGUUUACAGGGAAUUCAGGUAAUUACUGGUAUUUUAAGAAAAACAGAUCAUUUUGAUAGCCACACUAAAACUUGAGUAUCAAUAGAUGUAGUUAUAAUAUUUAAAUAGACAGAAUUACAUUAGUACAUCUCUGUAACACAAAUUUCCUGUCUUUUUUUUUAUUACUGUAUUCUCUAGAUGAAGCUAGCUGAUAUGGAGGUAAAGUUAGACAGUGCUAGACUUCUGACUUGGAAAGCAGCAAUGCUAAAAGAUGCAGGAGAAAACUUCACUAAGGUAUGCUUGAUAAACAUAUCAAGAUGGGUCAAUUUUUAAAUCGUUUUUUGGUAAAAACAAAGAUUCAAGCCUUGGACCCUUAUGGUCUGAUGCUGGUAAGGAUUAACACAAUAGUUCAACCUUGCAGUAACUGUAAUCAUGAAAAUUGUUUCUCAGGAGGCAGCAAUGGCAAAACUUGCAGCAUCUGAAGCUGCUACUUACAUUUCUCAUCAGGUAUUUUUUAUUUUUUCCAUACACUUUUCAAUUAACCUUUAAAUAAUUAAUAACUCAACUUGAAGUAUUAGCUCAUAUUGAUUUUUAUUCAUAGCUUCAAUCACACUGGGUUUUGUUUUAUUGUCAUACAAAACAAAAAGCAAAACCACUUGUUGUUCAUAUUUUGGUUGACUCCCUAGACCCUUUCAGUACAGAAUGCAUCAAAUUCUCAGCAUAAGGUUAAUCCCCAUAAAAUUUUUGUUAUGAACAUCAUCACAAUUAAGUCUUUUGUCAAUCUUAUAUACCCUUAGUGAUGGUUUCCUUAAAUAACAGCCUAACUUUUCUGCACUAUGCUUAUUUUUUGGUGUGUUUUCAUUGGGAAGGUAUUUGAAAUGUCAACAAGUGCAGUUUAUGUUGGAAAAAAAAAUCUCCAAUUGUAUAGUAAACAUAAUUCUGGAUGGUUGCAACCUGAAGCAAAGAUGAUCAUUUGAUGUUUUUGUCUCCAGUGCAUUCAAGUCCUUGGUGGUAUGGGUUAUGUUACUGAUAUGCCUGCUGAGAGACAUUAUCGCGAUGCAAGAAUAACAGAGAUUUAUGAAGGAACAAGUGAAGUGCAAAGAAUUGUCAUUGCUGCAAGACUUUUAAAAGAAUAUGAGCAAUGA